AUGAAAGCCACUGUGGGCCUGCUUCAUGACUACAACAAAAAAAAACCUGGAGCUCCCGAGGUCGGCACCACCGGUACUGGUAUUCUUUCCACAAGGAUGCUUAUCUUUUGUUGGCUUUGGCUCUUUGGGGCCCGCCUAGUAACCGCCCAAUUUCAAAGCAUCAUCCCAGAAGGAAAUGACCUGACAUUCACAAUCCACGUCCCUGAAACUACGGCAAACUCAGGAAAUGGGCCGAUCUUCUUUCAGAUGAAUUCUACCAGCCCGGUAAAAUGGUUCGCACUCGGACAAGGGACUGGAAUGAGCGGGGCCAACAUCUUCGUUGUGUACACAGCUGGGAGCAGCAGUGACAACGUAACAGUCUCGCCACGCCUCGGAAGGGGCCAUAUCGAGCCAGAACAUAAUCCGGAUGCAGAUGUCUCCGUGCUAAGUGGUAGUGGUUUCUUCGAUCAGCAAAGGAUCACGGCCAAUGUUCGGUGCGAUAGUUGUAUAAACUGGGCUCGGGGCAGUCUGGAUUUAACAAGCAGCUCGAGUCCGUGGAUCUGGGCUGUCAAAUAUGGGGAUCCGUUGAGUACGGAUAGCGUAUCGGCAGAGUUGACCGAGCACGACGACAAAGGAACUGCCACAGUCAAUCUGAAAAAAGCGACGGGUGCUUUGUCAACCGAUUCCGACUCGGGCGCCAACCCAUUUGCUGUUCUGUCGAGCGCAACGGUCACAGCGGCAGAAACCGAGAAUUCUGUUGAUGGGGAAAGUCUGAAAAAGAGACAAUUGGCCCAUGCGAUUUUAAUGAUUUUGGUCUUUGUGAUAUUCUUGCCGUUCGGGGCGCUGGCGCUCUAUGUUUUCCCAUCGACUAUUCUGACGCAUGCGGGUUUGCAACUCAUAAGCCUGGUCAUUGCAAUUGCAGGACUUGCAAUUGGACUCACACUGGCUCAAGAUCUGGAUCUGCUGCAUCACCACCAUCCCAUCAUUGGGAUGAUCGUGGUUGCCGGGUUGGUAGUUUUUCAACCCGCGAUGGGACUUUUGCAACAUCGGCAUUUCCGCAAAAGUGUGGGGGAUGGAAGUUCUGGGAAGGGGGUCUUUGCAUAUUUGCAUCGAUGGUUUGGCCGCAUAAUGAUCGUGUUGGGGAUCAUCAACAUGGGACUUGGAUUUCAAUUGACCGGGUUUCAGGAUCCAUACUCACCGCGAGGGGCAGUGAUAGCAUGCAGUGUUGUGGCUGGGAUAGUGGCAGUGUAUUUACAUCGCAAGUCUCUCCAUGACAAGCCCUCGGUUCAUAUCACCUAUGACGAAGGAAUACACAUUACCCGACAGUUUCUGUAUUAUGCCUCCAAGCACUCCGUCGAAGAUAUUCAAGCAUUCACAAGCCAAUGGGUCCCGAGUCCGCAUUGGGUAAGGACUGAGCCUGUAACUAUCCCCAAUGACGAGCUCUCGACUGCUGCACAAGCAAUUUCCAAGCAACUCGGUCCGAAAGGUAUCAAGCGGGUCGGCGGCGAAGAAUGGUGGCAAUGGCGAGGUCCAUCGGAGGACCUCAAGGGAGAGUGGAUCGAGAUGCGCAAUCAUCACAAUGAAAACAAGAAGGCCAAUGUCCGAAGUAAUCGCAUUAUGCUCUACCUUCAUGGUGGUGCAUACUACUUUGGCAGCGUAGACACCCAUCGCUACAUGAUGCAGCGCCAUGCGCGUAAGCUCAAGGGUCGCGUCUUUGCUCCGGAGUAUCGUCUUGCUCCCCAGUUCCCCUUCCCAUGCGCAUUACAAGAUUGCUUGGCAUCUUAUUUGUGGCUAUUGAAGCAUUACGACUCGAAGGAAAUCAUCAUUGCGGGCGACUCGGCUGGUGGAGGCAUGGCCCUGUCUUUAAUGGUUAUCAUGCGCGAUCAGGGGAUCCCCUUACCCGCCGGAGCGAUCCUAAUUUCCCCAUGGGUAGACCUCACCCACUCCAUGCCCAGCAUCGUCGAGGAUAACCCUGCCGAUUAUGUUCCUCCUUACGGAUUCCGCCACAAGCCAUCGACGGCUUGGCCACCUCCGAAUGCCGAUGAGAUUUUGAAAAUCAAACAGCUUUCCCACAAGCCUACUCUUACCGCAAAAGACGUGAAUGAAACAGUCCCAGCCCCUAACAGUAAUGCGGAGGAGACAGCAGUUCAUGGGUAUACACUACAUGAGAAGAAAUCGGUCGCCCCAGGACAUGCUUACCCCGGAAUGCAACAAAGCUCGGACCCUAACACCGUGCACGCCGAGCCGGAUAAUAUCCACAUUGUACUCGAGGGCAAGACGGUCGAACUGAAAGAUCAAAUCCAGAUGUAUACAACCAACCAGCUCAUUUCGCAUCCUUUGGUUUCCCCGAUUCUUCAACCAUCCUUAGGUGGUCUUCCCCCACUUCAGAUUCUCAGUGGCGGUGGUGAAAUGCUACGUGAUGAGCAUUUUUACAUUGCACACAAAGCCGCCAAUCCUACUGCCUACCCGCCGAGCGACGUCUACCUCGAUGAACACGACCCCAACCGAGAGAUUCUGAACAAAUAUGAGCCCACUUACGUGCAGUUCCAAGUUUGGGACAACCUGUGCCAUGUGGCACCGACUUUUAGCUUUAGUCGGCCAGCCAAGUAUAUGUUCCGAGUUAUCUCACAAUUCGGUUCCUGGGCACUCGCCCGGGCCCAAAACACCGAGGUGGAAAUUGUCGACGAGAGUCAGUUCUCCCCGGUGUCCUCCAGUGGGUCGGAAGACGCCUCAAGCUCCGGUCCUCACGAUGGUGCAAAGAUCCCUAGAACAGAUACGGGGAUCUCUUAUGUUGGAAGAGCAGGAGAUCCCUUGCCCGCCUUCUCCCACCAUAUGUUGCGUGAGCGGGUUGAUAAGCGAGGGCGUACUUAUCCAUUGGAUCCGCCAUCAUCCUAUCCUAUUCUCGAUACCCCUCCUGAUAAAGUUGGCGCAAUUAACCCGAAGCUUAUCUCAAAGUGGCUUGCUGCGAAGCAUGAAUGGGAUAUGAAGUUUUCCAAGGAGAAACUCCGGGUUCAGGGCCGACGUAUCAAAGAGAUGGCACAUGGAUUACAGGAUUUCAACGGUGAAUGUCCUCCACCAAGCUCCUUGGCUGCUAGACGGGCUGCCCCUGGCGUACUUCCCAGACGUCAUGCCAAGAAGAACUAUGGAUUGAUGUUAUGGAGUGGCUGGGGUAGCAAGCACGAUGAGCGGACUAUGGAAAAAGAGCAACAAGCUCAACAAAUUGGUCGUCGCUCCACCCGUACGAGUGUGGAUGCUGGCCAAGCAGGUUCAUAUACGAGCACGCCCGCGAAGAACCAAGAUGCUCAUGCCAACAAAACUUCACAGGCUGCCGCUGCCGGUGCAGGUGUUGUCACUUGGGACACUGCCAGUGAACAGAAGCAAUCCAAUAGGGAUUUCACAUCUGGGCGCAUUUCUAGUGACCCAGAAACUGCUUCUCGUCCACUUUCGCAGAAAAGUGGUGGUCCGAUCCUCAUUUUACCUGAGGUUGACAACCACAAGCUGCAAGACGACAGCGCAAGUACAAGAGCUCUUUUCCAUGCUGCGAUGACCUCAAAUGCUUCACUGCCUUACUUGAACGGUCGGCCAUCUUCAGUAGCCGGUCGCAGCGAAUUCCUAUCCGACGAUGCUAGUACCAUUGGUGGCGAAAAGGAUGUCGGCAUCAUCCCCAAUGGCAUCGCUCCAGACACGGCUAGCACCAGGGCUGUAAGGAACGUCAGGGGUGUCAGUGACGUCGUUACCACCAACGAAGCCGGACGCUUCUCGACCGAGACAUCAUCACUGCGCCCUGGGCUCUCAGUUGACGAGCCCCGGAAUUCAACCUUCUGUUGUCCGGAUAUGCCUGAUCGCGAAGUUUUCAAGACUGCCGAUGAACAACUUUAA
Penicillium manginii is the source of this 3858-nucleotide messenger RNA. RefSeq lists its product as uncharacterized. The transcript has 3 exons. Gene Ontology annotation, molecular function: hydrolase activity. Lineage: Eukaryota; Fungi; Ascomycota; Eurotiomycetes; Eurotiales; Aspergillaceae. The coding region runs from base 1 to 3858 and encodes 1285 amino acids. The record is from RefSeq and is a predicted model, not a curated record.